AUGCCUUCUCGCCAACGUCAAACGGCAGAUGCUCUGGUCUGCGCCUUCAACAACAUGGAUAACGAUGCUAUUCUCUCCCUUCGCGCUCCAGACUGCAUGCGCCAAAUCCUUCCUCUCUCUCUCAAUUUCCCUGCCCAAUCGAAUGCCAAAUAUCUCGCCAACCUCUCAAGCAUGAAGAGCCUCUUCACUUCGUUCCAGAUCCGCGUUGACGACGUCAUCGAAGAUUUGGUGCAGAGAAAGAUCGUCAUGUUUGUUACCGCGCUCGGACAAACGCCUGUUGGCGAGUACAACAACGAGUAUGUUUGGAAGAUGAAGUUUGAUGAAGCCGGCGAGAAGAUUGUGGAGUGGAGCGAAUUUGUAGAUGUUGGGAUGGUGAAGGAUUUUUAUCCAAGGUUGGUUGCGGAGAUUAAGAGAAGGGAAGAGGAGAAGGAGAAGGGGAGUUGA
Molecule: messenger RNA, 444 nt
Organism: Lindgomyces ingoldianus
Lineage: Eukaryota; Fungi; Ascomycota; Dothideomycetes; Pleosporales; Lindgomycetaceae
Exons: 2
Coding region: 1-444 (147 amino acids)
Source: RefSeq, a predicted model, not a curated record